AUGGAUAAUGAUAGCACUGUGUCUGAGUUCAUUCUCCUGGGACUCCCCAUUCAAGCAGAGAACCAAGCUCUGUACUCUUCCCUGAUCCUGGUCAUGUACCUGACCACAGUGCUGGGGAACCUGCUCAUCAUCCUGCUCAUCAGGCUGGACUCUCACCUCCACACCCCCAUGUACUUCUUCCUCAGCCACUUGGCCUUCACUGACAUCUCUUUCUCAUCAGUCACAGUUCCAAAGAUGCUCGUGAAUAUGCUGACACACAGUCAGUCCAUCUCAUAUACUGGGUGUGUUUCCCAGGUAUAUUUUUUCAUAGUUUUUGGAAGCAUUGAUAGCUUUCUUCUAACCUCAAUGGCCUAUGACAGGUAUGUGGCCAUCUGCCAUCCUCUCCACUAUACCAUCAUCAUGAAUCUGAACCUCUGUGUUCUUCUAGUAGUAAUAUCCUGGGCCUUAUCUUCAGCCAAUGCCCUUGUACAAACCCUCCUCUUGGCCCACCUAUCUCACUUUAGAAGCAAUACCAUCCCCCACUAUUUCUGUGACCUCUCUACUUUGCUGAAGCUGUCCAGCUCAGACACUACCAUCAAUGAUCUUAUCAUCCUAGUUUUAGGUAAUAUGGUUAUUACCCUACCAUUCAUAUGCAUUCUGGUCUCUUAUGGAUACAUUGGAGUCACCAUUCUGAAAACUCCCUCCAUCAAGGGAAUCCGCAAAGCCUUUUCCACAUGUGGCUCUCACCUCUGUGUGGUUUCCUUGUAUUAUGGAGCCAUCAUUGGACUGUAUUGUGUCCCCUCAUCUAAUAACACUAGUGAGAAAAAUGCCAUUGUGGCUGUGAUGUACACUGUAGUCACACCGAUGCUGAAUCCCUUUAUCUACAGUCUGAGGAAUCGGGACAUGAAAGGAGCACUGAAAAAUAUCUUUGGCAGAACAAAAUGA
Arvicanthis niloticus (Nile rat) is the source of this 924-nucleotide messenger RNA. NCBI's taxonomy places the organism in Eukaryota, Metazoa, Chordata, Mammalia, Rodentia, Muridae. The record is from RefSeq and is a predicted model, not a curated record.